Enterobius vermicularis (human pinworm) is the source of this 265-nucleotide messenger RNA. The record is from the annotation of a GenBank genome assembly. NCBI's taxonomy places the organism in Eukaryota, Metazoa, Nematoda, Chromadorea, Rhabditida, Oxyuridae.
CUUAUUUUGUUACUGAAGAAAAGCUGUUAUUUAGAUUUCUAAAAAUCAGGCGAUUUGGGAACGGCUUGAACAAUCGGCAGCAGAAGAACUCCGUUACAAGUUGGCUCCAAUUGCUGAUGGUUUACGAAAAAAUGGUGAAUUACCGGCCCAAUUUGCCGACUCGUUACUUAUCCCAAUGAUACAACCAAUUUUGGAGCUGCUUUCCAGGACUCCGUCAUCGUUCUUCUUGGACACCACAACAUUAUCAACAGAAAUUGGUAAUUAA